AUGGUCUUCAACAGGCUCUUCAACUCCUUACGCCCAAAAGCGUCCCGUAACAGAUUGAGGAGCGAGACAGAUGAUGGGGAGUCGGCUUACUUGAAAGCAGACUCAGACGCAGGGAGUACCGUUAAUACAUUAAGAUCUCGGGCUUCUCGAAACAAACUGAGGAAAGAGCCGCCCCCUCGUCCGAAGACCGCAAAUGCGAAAGGAACAGGGACCUUACAAGAUUAUCGUCCCAAUCGCCGUUCAUUCGAUCAUGCAGUCGAUGAACAAACUGGGGAGCGAAUCGAUCAUACCGCUUUACUGCAUGGUUUAGCACACAUGGGAUCUUUUGAUUCUAUGCAUGAAGCUUACGGCAUAGACAAUCCAGAUCGACCCUCUGGGGAACAUGCCAUAGCCAGCCUUCCCACGAAUCUUUGGGACUAUAUCGUGGGAUAUUUGUCACCGAGUGAUGCAGCGAGUCUUGCAUUCUCAACCAAAACCCUUCUGAACCGAAUUGGAAGAGAUCCAUGGCAUGCUUUGAAUCUACCAGAGAACCAUCGGUAUAAAAUUGAAUUUUUGGUCCACAUGGACCGUGAUCUUCCCAACCAUCUUCUUUGUUUUCCUUGUGCAAUUUAUCAUGUUCGCAUAAUACCGGGAGAAGAACGGUUGAAAGCUACACAUAUCAUAAAUCAUCUUUUCGAAUGUCCAAAUGCUUUAACACAAGUCGCUCCAAAAACACGAUUAACUGUUGGUCACACUCUUCCGUUUUCGUUUGUGCAGCUUGUAUUGCGAUCAAACCGUUACUCUCCAAACCACGGAAUUCCAGUGGAGUCGAUAUGCAAACGCUGGAAAGACCCUCAGCUUGGGGCUCAAGGCACAGGAACUUGGUCACAUCAAAGCCGAUAUUAUAUUGACAAAGGCCAUCUUCUUUUACGUGUGAUCAGUCAAUGCUUCCCAGAGCCAGACCUUCCCAUAAGUGCCCAACGAAACCUUUUGUAUUCCCGCGAGGAUUAUUUUCCAUAUUUUUCGGUUUGCGCUCACUGGAGGGAUGGCGACCUCAUGGAUAUAUGUAAAUGCGCGUUGGGCCACAUACCCAAGCGCAGAGAAGCGAUCUCCUCACAACUGAAAAGCGGGCCGAACGCUAUUUUCUCACUCGGAAACCAGAGGAGUCAGAUGUCAUCACAAUGUUCUGUUUGUCAGCCCAUGCGUCGAUGCCCAAGAUGUCCUACAGAGUACUUGGUUGAGCUUAAAUUUGCCGAGGAUAAAAGCGAUCAAGUCAAUAGAUUCAAGCAGGCUAUGACAGUGACGAGGUGGAGCGACUUGGGCAACGGAACUUCUCCAUUGUCACCGGAAUGGGCUGCGAUGAAUGGCGAAUUUGAGGGCUAUGAUUCAUUAGACACAGUCAAAGGGCGUGCAAUUUCUGGAACUUUUGAAUCACAAUUUGGUGUUACACUUCCCGGGCAGAGAAUAUUAUCGCUUAAUCCAAGGAAUGAAAUCAAGGGAGAAGAUGGUCAUAAUUGGUAUUGA
Sclerotinia sclerotiorum 1980 UF-70 is the source of this 1503-nucleotide messenger RNA. RefSeq lists its product as hypothetical. Bases 1 to 1503 code for a protein of 500 amino acids. The transcript has a single exon. NCBI's taxonomy places the organism in Eukaryota, Fungi, Ascomycota, Leotiomycetes, Helotiales, Sclerotiniaceae. The record is from RefSeq and is a predicted model, not a curated record.